This is a messenger RNA of Camelina sativa (false flax), 2855 nucleotides long. The record is from RefSeq and is a predicted model, not a curated record. Lineage: Eukaryota; Viridiplantae; Streptophyta; Magnoliopsida; Brassicales; Brassicaceae.
AUGAUCAUCGCAAAAAGCUUCAUCCUUUUGCUCUGUUUCAUCGCUUUGGUGAACGGGGAAUCGAGUCCUGAUGCGGCGGCCAUGACAGCUCUGAAAAGAUCCCUCAAGUUACCUGGAAGUCUCAACUGGUCCGAUCCGGAUCCUUGUAAGUGGUCGUCGUCCAUACAAUGCGACGGAAACCGGAUCUCUAAGAUUCAAAUCGGGAAUAAAGGAAUCUCAGGAACGUUACCUCCUGAUCUCAAAAACCUCUCGUCUUUGAUGAUUUUCGAGGUCAUGCACAACAAAAUCACAGGGAAGAUUCCUAGUUUUGCCGGGUUGAAAUCUUUGAAUAGGGUUUAUUUUAACGAUAAUAGUUUCGAUUCCAUCGACUCUGAUUUCUUCGCUAAUUUGACGUCUCUUCAGCAACAAGUGUAUUUGGAUAAUAACCCCUUUGGUCCCUGGGAAAUCCCUCAGAGUUUAAAGAAUGCGACUGCUCUAUUAAUAUUCUCCGCUGCCAACUGCAGUCUCAACGGGACGAUCCCGGAUUUGCUCUGGGGACAAACGUUCCCUAAACUGAACACUCUGCAGCUGUCUACUAAUUCUCUUGUUGGUGAAAUUCCGUCGAAUUUCAACGAGUCACUUCAGAUUCUGUCACUCAACGGCCAGAAGCUAAGUGGGUCAAUUUCAUUUCUGCAAAACAUGACUGCUUUAAUCGAGGUACGGUUGAAUAGAAACGAGUUCUCUGGUCCCAUCCCGGACUUUUCUGGUCAUGUCUCUCUUAAAGUUGUUAACAUUAGGGACAAUCAGCUUACUGGUAUUGUACCGUCCUCUCUUACGGAGUUGACAUCUCUUUCUGAGGUGGGAUUAGGCAAUAACUUGCUUCAAGGACCUACACCAAGCUUCAAGGCUAAUAACCUUACGCUUGAUUUGACUGGGCUCAAUAGUUUCUGUUUAGAUACUCCAGGUACUCCUUGUGAUCCCCGUGUUAACACGUUGCUUUCAAUCGUUAAAGCAUUUGAUUACCCGGUGAAAUUUGCCAGUAGCUGGAAAGGUAAUGAUCCUUGUAGUAAAAGUCCCAGCUGGUUAGGGAUAACAUGUGUGGGAAGUAACAUCACUGUUAUCAACUUCGAAAACAUGGGACUCAACGGCACUAUAUCUCCGAGUUUUCGUAAUCUUUUGUCUCUUCAGGUUAUCAAUCUCUCUCGGAAUAACCUUACCGGUCCUAUUCCACAAGAGCUCACUGAGUUGACCAACUUGAAAACUCUAGAUGUUUCCAAUAAUCACUUGUGUGGUAGUAAAGUACCGGGUUUUAACCCAACUGUUAUUGUAAACACGAGUGGGAAUCCUGACAUAGGAAAGGGUUGUUCUUCCGGCGGGGAUGGCGGCAAGAAAGCAAAUGCUGGGAAAAUGAUUGGUUUUGUUAUUGGUAUUUUGUUGGGUUUGCUUCUUAUCGGAUUUGCUAUUUUCUUUUUGGUCAACAAAAAGAAGCAAUAUCGUAGGAUGCAUCCUAAACAACAACGUGGUGAUGACCAAGGUGCACUCAAGAUUACAAUUGGGAAUUUGUGUGGUGGUGGAAGUGAAAGUGGAUUCAGUGGUAGUGACGCUCAUCAUGUUGGGGAAAGUGGGAAUAUUGUCAUCUCGAUACAAGUUUUGAGGGAUGCUACAGAUAAUUUCGACGAGAAGAAUAUACUUGGGAGAGGCGGAUUUGGUAUUGUUUACAAGGGAGAGUUGCAUGAUGGAACAAAGAUUGCAGUUAAGAGAAUGGAACCUUCGAUUAUAAGUGGAAAAGGUUUAGAUGAAUUUAAAUCAGAGAUUGCUGUUCUAACUAGAGUUCGACACCGCAAUCUAGUGAUUCUUCAUGGAUACUGCUUAGAAGGAAAUGAGAGGCUUCUGGUCUAUCAGUACAUGCCGCAAGGGACAUUAAGCAGGCAUAUUUUUCACUGGCAGGUAGAAGGGUUGAGUCCACUCGAGUGGACUAGACGGUUGAUUAUUGCAUUGGACGUGGCUAGAGGAGUAGAGUAUUUGCAUACUUUAGCGCAUCAGAGUUUCAUACAUAGAGAUCUCAAACCUUCUAAUAUUCUUCUUGGAGACGAUAUGCAUGCCAAAGUUGCUGACUUUGGUUUAGUCCGGCUUGCACCAGAAGGCGCACAAUCUAUUGAGACCAAAAUUGCUGGAACAUUUGGGUAUCUUGCACCAGAAUAUGCAGUGACCGGAAGAGUUACAACAAAGGUUGAUGUCUACAGCUUUGGAGUCAUCCUCAUGGAGCUACUAACGGGUCGGAAAGCUCUUGAUGAUAAGCGAUCUGAGGAAGAAGUGCAUCUUGCCACAUGGUUUAGGAGAAUGUACAUCAAUAAAGACUCAUUCCCAAAGGCUAUCGACGAAACAAUUGAGUUCAACGAAGAGACACUUCGAAGUAUCAACACAGUAGCUGAGCUUGCCAACCAAUGUAGCGCCAGGGAACCGCAACAGAGACCGGAGAUGAGUCACGUGGUCAACGUGUUGGUAUCACUUGUUCUUCAAUGGAAACCCGCAGAACAAAGCGGAGACUCGGAAGAUAUCUAUGGAAUCGAUUACGACACUCCUCUUCCUUCCUUUGAUUCGACCUUUUUUGGAGUUAAUACUCUGACGAGCAUACCGUCGCGACCAUCCGAUCUUGACAUCACAUUCAAAUCAGGACAAGGGAGGUAAAUGCGUUAGACAAGUAGCUGGAAGGAGAAAUGCAUUGUUGUUGGAUUGAGUUCUUGUUUUAGGUUGAGGGAUUGUGUAUAGUUCUGGUUGGUUACCUUGUUUUUCAAGUUAGGGUGUCAUUUUCGCAAGAGUGGAACGUUUAAAUUGGACACGUGUUUUGGUCCCUUGCAUGUCGUAGACCAGUUGGA